Dendrobium catenatum is the source of this 732-nucleotide messenger RNA. RefSeq names its product histone H3.2. The record is from RefSeq and is a predicted model, not a curated record. The transcript has a single exon. Gene Ontology annotation, molecular function: structural constituent of chromatin; DNA binding; protein heterodimerization activity. NCBI's taxonomy places the organism in Eukaryota, Viridiplantae, Streptophyta, Magnoliopsida, Asparagales, Orchidaceae. Gene Ontology annotation, cellular component: nucleosome. Bases 60 to 470 code for a protein of 136 amino acids.
GAAACAGAAUUCAAGAACUAAAGCGAUCGCAUUAUCGUUUCCAAACCCUAAUUACAUUAAUGGCGAGGACGAAGCAAACUGCUCGCAAGUCUACCGGCGGCAAGGCCCCGAGGAAGCAGUUGGCCACCAAGGCGGCGAGGAAGUCUGCGCCGGCGACCGGCGGCGUUAAGAAACCUCAUCGUUUCCGUCCUGGAACAGUAGCGCUGAGGGAGAUCAGGAAGUACCAGAAGAGUACCGAGCUCCUUAUCCGCAAACUACCCUUCCAGCGCUUGGUCCGUGAAAUUGCUCAGGAUUUCAAGACUGAUCUCCGAUUCCAGAGUUCCGCCGUUGCCGCCCUUCAGGAGGCUGCGGAGUCUUACCUAGUCGGUCUUUUCGAGGAUACAAAUCUCUGCGCUAUCCAUGCAAAGAGGGUUACUAUUAUGCCCAAGGAUAUUCAACUGGCUCGCCGGAUCCGGGGCGAGAGGGCUUGAUAUCUUGAUGAUUGAUGUCAGGGGCUUUCUUUCCCGUUAAGGUUAUUUUGCUCUGUAAUAUUUGUUUUUAAAAAUCUUUCUGGUCGUUUUAUUAUCUAGUAAUGUAGCAAUGAACGCAAGGGUGGUUGCUUGGUUGAAAUUUCUGGUAAUUGGAAUGGUGUUAGAUUGUUGUCGUUGUUCAGGACUCAGUGCCAAUUAUAUGGAAUCAAAAUUUCUGGUUAUAAUGUUGUAUAAGAUCGUAUUCUUCCCUUUGCUUCAGUUA